Molecule: messenger RNA, 1375 nt
Organism: Prorocentrum cordatum
Lineage: Eukaryota; Dinophyceae; Prorocentrales; Prorocentraceae
Source: the annotation of a GenBank genome assembly
GUGGACUGGAACCCGCUGCAGCGGGCCUCUUCCUCGCCUGCGCCAGAGCCUGCGGCCGCGGACCGCCGCGCGCUGCGCGAGCUCUGCGAGCAGCUCGAGGGGGUCCACGGUGACAUGGACACCGUGGUGCGGAAGCUGGGUUUCGAGAUCAACGAGAUCACAAGCUCUGGGACCGGGGAGAUUGUCAGUGACAAGGACAAGCCCGUGGACCUCAAGGUGUGGGUGACCGCGUUCGGCCGCAUAACCGACAUCCCGGUCGAGGAGGUGGAGUCAACCUUCCGGGUGCUGGACCCCGACGGCGCCGGGCUCGUGCCCGCCUCGCGCCUGCAGGAGGUCGGGGCGCUGGCGACUGCCAGCGACGCCGAGGAGGAGAGCUCCCCGACGAGACGUGCAUGGCGUUUGCGCAGUUCGCAGACGCGACUUCCACACUGGAAAGCUUAUCAUUCAGGGGGUCUGGGUCUCCAGCCCCUCACGGCGCCAGGCGAUGCCCUCCGCGCAAACCCCCACCUGCGGGCCAUCAACCUGUGGGGCAACCGGCUGUGCAACCGGGGCGCGGCGGCGCUCGCGGCGGCGCUCGAGGCGAACUUCGGCCUGCAGUAUCUCGGUCUCGGCCGCAAUCUGAUCACCCACGAGGGGCUUGAGAGGCUCUGCCAGAGCGUCGGUUAUAUCCAGGUUGACUCUGACAAGCAGGCCGCGAACGUUCAGAAGGCCAUCAAGGACUCCCAGAAGUCUGGGGACAAGAAGGGCAAAACCGUCGUGAAGAAGGACGGGCGCGGCCGAGACCGGUAUACGCCAGAACCACGUUGUGAUUCUCUCGAAGAGCUGAAGGACAGCGCGGUUGCCCCCCAGGUUGCGCGCGCGUGGUCAGUGGUUGUGGGCCAGCGAGUUAAAGCGUUUGUGAGAGGUGACCGUUGCAUCAUCUGCUGAUUGUUUACAUGUUGUUGUGUCCGUUGUAGUCCCUUCUCGCUAUUCCUUUACAUGUUUCAGGAGCCCUACGAGAGUGUGCAGAACCCGUAUGCGUUAUAUGCAUGUUGCGCCUCUGCCGCUGGCCACCGUGACGGAUGGUUGUGUAUAUGUGUACGGAUGGAUGUAUGGACGGACGACCGCGUACAUUCGAGUUGCGUGUUGUUGGACAAGUGGAUGUGAUUACGCGUUUUUAGGUCGCUGGCUAUGGUUCGUCGGACCGUUCGCUUGAUGUUGGUCCGCAUAAGAGCUGCAUGCUGUUGCUCAUCUGGAUGCGAUGUGUGUCAUGUCACGUCCUCUAGGAUUCCAGUCGAUUCUUGAUUGCUUGCGAAAUGUAUUAGCUCAGUGGAGCUGCUGAGGAUUGUGCAACUCCAGUCGCUGUUCAACGGUUUUCGGUCUCCGAGUUUCAGGG